AUGGACACUCGAUAUGCACCAAGGAAUAAGAUUGCAAACGGCUUGAAUGCGAAGUAUGAUAUGUCGGAAAUGCAUGCAGCGAUGAACGAUCUUCUCGAUACUUUGGAGCCUCUCGAGAUCGCUGGCUCUGAGGCUUGUCUCCGCUGGCUGUAUCAUCAUUCAGUCUUGCGUGAGGGAGACGGAGUCAUUUUGGGCGCCAGCAAGAUACCGCAGAUUAUGCAGAACCUGACCGCUAUAUCGAAAGGACCCUUGCCGACGGAAGUGGUGCAGAAAAUCAAUUUGCUCUGGGAGAAGCUCCACUAG
Molecule: messenger RNA, 303 nt
Organism: Penicillium canariense
Lineage: Eukaryota; Fungi; Ascomycota; Eurotiomycetes; Eurotiales; Aspergillaceae
Exons: 1
Coding region: 1-303 (100 amino acids)
Source: RefSeq, a predicted model, not a curated record